Empidonax traillii (willow flycatcher) is the source of this 375-nucleotide messenger RNA. RefSeq names its product putative ATP-binding cassette sub-family C member 13. The transcript has 3 exons. The coding region runs from base 34 to 339 and encodes 101 amino acids. NCBI's taxonomy places the organism in Eukaryota, Metazoa, Chordata, Aves, Passeriformes, Tyrannidae. The record is from RefSeq and is a predicted model, not a curated record.
GCCGCUGUGGGAUCCAAGGCUGCCGAGGGAGCCAUGGCCGCCUCCCGAGGGAAGCGGGGCGGCUCCUACGAGCGGCUGAGCCCCACGGGCACGGAGAAAUACAACACUGAAGAGAAUGUUUUUUUCUUCAGUAAAUUGACAUAUUCCUGGUUUAGCAGAGUGAUAUCUACAGGCUACAAGAAGCCAUUGGAAAGGGAGGACCUGUUUGAACUCAGUGAAAGUGAUUCACCAUAUAGUGUGUGUCCUAACUUUGAAAAGCAAUGGAGAAAAGAAAUCCAGAGGCCAGCUACAGGAUUAAUGGUAGCUAUAAUUCUGACAAUAGGCAAUAUCCUCUUCUAAAGUUAAGGCGUCUGAAAACUGGAGAAGAUUUAAAAA